UAACUCUCUUAUUAUGUUUCCUAUAAAUCAGUUUGAAGAUAAGCAGAUCAACAUUAACAAGAUCAAAAAGGAGACAGAGAUUGUGUAUUUAUCCCUGAUUAUUUCAAAGUCUCAUAUCUGCCUAAAACAGUAGCAUGUUGUCCCGUGAGAAAAAGAGAACUACUGUAAGUUAGCGUGUCUAGUGAUAAGAUAAUGUUAAUCUCAUAACAGAUUGUAAAUACUAAGACUGACAGGGGGAGUGGGAGACAUGGGGAGGGAAAGUAGAGGUGUGAAACUAAACGUAAGGGAGCAAAAGUAAAGAGAAGGCAGAAGCACUGAAAGACACACAAACGCAAACAGACAAGCAUUAUCUCCAUGUUACAGUGCUGUGAACACCAGCUCAUGCAGGAAUCUGGAGUUUCUACUUUGCAAUUCACCUGCAGAAUGAAUGAACCUGAGCUGAUAUCUGAGCAGUGGCCAUAGAUGUUAAUAUUGUGGAAGUUUUCUAGCACCCAAUAUCAUUGUUGGUGAAAAACAGAUGUGGAGUCCUGACUUAAUUACUUUGGAUAUCACUGUGACAUAGGAGGACACAAAUCUGCAAGCUUUCCUGUUUCAGAAGCUAACACGAUGUUCACGGCCCUGCGCUUGGUAGUAUUGGUGGUCUUCAUCGUGCUGACCAUUUGUGGAAACAUGCUGGUUUGUCUGGCUGUGGCCACGAGUCGGCGUCUGCACCAGAUUAGUAGCUGUUUUAUACUCUCACUGGCCGUGACAGACUUGCUGCUGGGUAUGCUGGUACUUCCACUUUCUGCCAUGCUGGAAUUACGCAAUGGGAGAUGGCCCCUCGGGGGUGUUUUUUGCAAUAUCUACAUCUCUCUGGAUGUGAUGCUCUGCAGUGCUUCAAUCCUCAACCUACUAGCCAUUAGUGUUGAUCGUUACCUUGCCAUUUCAAACCCUCUCUGCUAUCCCAGGAAGGUCACACCUCGUCGUGUGGCGGUCACUCUGACUGCAAUUUGGACGUGCUCUCUGGCUGUGUCCUUUUUGUCCAUUAACCUAGGCUGGAACACUCCUGACUUCACAGUGCAGAACCUGGGCUGGGACAUGUGGGAUGAAGGAGAGGAAAGCAGGACCUGCCGCUAUGAAUGGAAUAAUAAUUAUGUGUUGCUGAAAGCCUCUCUAAUCUUCUACCUCCCCCUGCUGGUCAUGUGUGGAAUGUAUCAUCGCAUUUUCUGUGUUGCACGUGAACAGGUGCGGCGUAUACGAGCAACUACUCCUUCCUUUGUGCAGUCUGCAAACGCAGUUGCCAUUGCUCGGGAACACAAAGCCACAGUGACCCUGGCCGCAGUGCUUGGUGCCUUUGUCAUUUGCUGGUUCCCCUAUUUCACCUACUUCACGUACAUGGGUAUGUGGGCAGAGGUCCACCCAAACAAACUGACCCACUCUAUCGUUCUUUGGUUGGGAUACCUCAACUCUGCAUUGAACCCCAUUCUUUACCCAGCCUUAAACAGGGAUUUCCGUCGGGCAUGCGGACAGCUGCUUUGCUGUAGACGCAGCAAUCAGGGGCAACUGCCAUUUGUUCACCCCUUUUAAAUGAACAGAUUCAUAUCUUCUGACACCAGUGAUUAAAAACACAAAGCUCCUGUAGCCCACCAUGGUCACCUGCAUGUCCAGUUGUCCAAUGUUUGCUAGGCCUGUGCUUUCAGUACCUUCCCGUCCUGUGGCUCCCGCACCAGAGCCAGCUCACAACAUGGCCACCACACCAGAGCCUUUAUCUAAUGUCAUGGCUGCUGCUCCAGAGUCUCCAGCCGUCAUGGUCGCCGAGCCAGAGCCUCCGGCCACCAUGGAAGUCACAGCCAUCACAGAUGCCACUCCGUUUCCCUGUUGCAUUUGAAGACACCCAGGUGUUUUUAAAGACGUUUGAGACAGCAUCUGCUCCAGCCCUUGAGUUCGCAAUGGAACCUGCUCCACUCAAUGAAUCCACUCCAGAUCCUGCUCCGGUUGGUGAAUUUGUCCCAGAGCUCAGUCCUGUGUUGGAGCUGAGCUGUGAGCUUCCUGCCUGUCCUUUUUUGAACACAGUGAUCCUCAGUGAACUCUCUGCUUACAUCCAUAGAUGGGGAUAAAUACACUAAAAUGUAUUUAAAAUAAAAAUACAAAAUCAUGUGUAGAAACUUAUUUAAAUACAGUAUUUUGUAUUUUGAAAAUACACAAAAUACAUGUGGAAUUGGCCAUCCAGUGCAGGUAUCCCAAAACUGUAUCGGGACCUAUUCUGUAGAUAGAAAGAAACAAACAAACAAACAAACAAACAAACAAACAGUUCAAUGAGUACAACUGCUUAUAACUUUCAUUUGACAUGCCUCUUCACUUCCCCUACCCUGCAGAAAAUACAAAACUACAGACAGAAAAAUAAGCAUUUUUAUUUAUUUAUUUUCUAUUUUAUUUUUAUAUAAGGUUUAUUCAAAUGACAAAGUUUAUCUACAUUUUAAAUUUUAAAAUAAUACAUUUAGAUAGCAUUUAACACUAUUUGUUCAAAUUAAUUAAUUAAUUCAUAAUUUUAUAAAGUUCAAUCCAUCCAUCAUAAAACUACUCCACAUGGCUCUGGGGUGUUAAUGAAGCCCUUAUGUAGUAAAACGAUGUGUUUCUGUAUGAAAAAUAUAGAUUUUAAAAAAUGUAUAAAAUGUAAUCUGCAGCCUCCAUUCACUCAAGCAAGCACGUUUAUAACAAGGAGCUCAAGUGUAUGACAUAGGUGUAGUGGAAGGCCCAAUGUAAGCUCCAGGGAGAGAGUGACGAACGUGGAAGCUCAGAGGAAACAGUUAAAAUUUGCCCAACCAUAUUUGUUUGAAACAGAGGAUACCGUCCACGAACUCCGCAAGGUGGAGGAGGUAGUUAUGUACAUUUAUAAACUGUAGUUAUGCACGUGUAUACACUUAUAUACACAUGGUUUCCCUGUGCUUUAACAAAACUUGGUUCUCGCAAGACUACACUCUUCUCCCUGGAGCUUACAUUUCGCCUUUCCCUAUGUCUACGUCAUAUGCUCAAAUGCCUUGUCAUGAACGCAUCAGCUUGAGCGACCGGAAGCUGGAGAUUACGAUUCAUACAUUUUUAAAAAUCUAUUUUUUUCUUACAAAAAUGCAUAAUUUCACUCCAGAAGGCCUUUAUUAAUACUCAAGCCAUGUGGAGUAGUUUUAUGAUGGAUGGAUGCACUUUUUUUCGACUUGAAAAAAUAGGGGCACCAUUCACUGCCAUUAUACAGCUUGGAAAAGCCCGGACAAUUUUAAACAUAACUGCAAUUGGAUUCAUCUGAAAAAAUCUCUUUAAGUUUUUGGCGGUGAACCAUUUAUCAGUGUCUUCACAAAUUAAUUUUUUGAUAACAGACAGUGAUUAACCUAAUUAAUUUGUCUCUGCAUAAAUAAACAUUUGCAUAGAUAGAUGAACACAAUCAACUGAUUUUGUAAAUGUGAC
Molecule: messenger RNA, 3435 nt
Organism: Carassius auratus (goldfish)
Lineage: Eukaryota; Metazoa; Chordata; Actinopteri; Cypriniformes; Cyprinidae
Gene: hrh2b
Product: histamine receptor H2b
Exons: 3
Coding region: 607-1566 (319 amino acids)
Biological process (GO): chemical synaptic transmission; G protein-coupled receptor signaling pathway, coupled to cyclic nucleotide second messenger
Cellular component (GO): dendrite; plasma membrane
Molecular function (GO): G protein-coupled serotonin receptor activity; neurotransmitter receptor activity
Source: RefSeq, a predicted model, not a curated record